This is a messenger RNA of Haliotis rufescens (red abalone), 2976 nucleotides long. RefSeq lists its product as uncharacterized. NCBI's taxonomy places the organism in Eukaryota, Metazoa, Mollusca, Gastropoda, Lepetellida, Haliotidae. The record is from RefSeq and is a predicted model, not a curated record. Bases 166 to 1491 code for a protein of 441 amino acids. The transcript is spliced from 7 exons.
ACCUGGUGUAGCAGACGAUUCAACACACGUCACGGCGGUGCCAAGAGUCUGCUCCGAAGUGCAUCCUGUCCUGCGCACGCGCACACCUCACUUAUGAGAUUGCGUGGUAUAAAUUGAUGCGGCUAGCCCAUGGUGUAGCAGUGUGAGCCGGGUGAUACACGGGAUAUGGUGCUUCCUAAACGGAGGGGUACGCGAACAACGGACACGAAUACCAUGGCAACGCGUGUACUUCUCACCACACUCGCUUUAGCACUGAUGGCAAGGGCCGCCUCGGGAAUGAUGGACAUAACGGCCUUUGAGUACAUUCGGAAGUUCUCGGAUCACCUCGAUCUCGGCGAGUGCCCACGGCGGGAAGUUCCGAUUAGCAACGGCAAGGGAAGUCACGGGAUGGAGCGUCUCCGAUGCUCUCGAAGGAAAUUCGGCAAUGUGACAUCGCUGACCCGACCCGUCCACAGCAAGAGGAACGCCCCAAUCUCCACCCCCAACGACAUCAUCGCCUACCUAGGUCUCUGUGGGGGAGAAGCGGCGUCGUUCCUAGGGAUCCUGAACAACGGCGACUGUGUGGCAAUUGAGAUCGCAAGCAAGUUGACGUUCAACGAGAAGACAAUGAUCCGGGCUUAUGUUGAGUAUUACAGAAAGAGCCUGGAUAUUUUAGAAAAUAACAUAUGGCCAAGUAACGACAUUGAGUCCAAGAAUGAUGGGAAAUAUUACCUGAAGAACAUCAGCUACGGCACCUUGGAGAUCAUCAUAGUUCAGUUCCGGUUUCGGACGCGGAAGGAGACAAUGAAAGCGAAGGAAAUUAGGUCGCCGAAUUCACUGAUGUCCGUUUACAUGGAGACAGUGCGGAGAGAAGUUGGGACGCUAGCUAACCUACUCAUAAUCAGAUUGUCAACGGCAGGGAAGGGUCACUACCACAGCAAGACAUUCAAGAGUGGACAGUAUGCGCAUGCCUUGCGGUACGUCCAGAUCAUGGAGGGGGAAAUUAAGCAUUUACGUGACGACAUCGACCAUGACAAGGUUGCGCCCCACCUACGAUACAGCCUCUACCCAUUUGAAACUCAGCAAAAAGCUCAGAGUCGUCUCGCUCAUCGGCAGAGUCUUGAGAUGUGGGAAAAGACUUCCGUUCUGGAGGUGACUCUCAGACAGUCCACGAAGAUAGGGAAGAAAGCAACCAAACGGUGCAGGAAAGUACACUCACAGCUCUGUAAGCGGGUUCGGGAGCUGCUCCGAACGCUGAAACGUACACAGAGAGUGGUCCAUAGGUCAAGGUCACGAUGGAUGGAGCUGAAGGAGCCGGAGAAGGAGAAGGCGGCGAAGUCUUCAACCGACGUCAACAGGUACAGCAACGCCAUGAAACGAUUGGCUAGGCUGGUGAGGAAAUGGUGGAAGACGGAGAAGUUUGAGAGGUUAAAGAGGAGGAAACAGCGAAAAAACCAAACAGGAGUCGAAGGCCGAAACAGGAUGCUUCCUCCCAAACUGUCUAAAAACUGAGAAUAUGGGUAAAGGGUCAUGGAUCAAGGUCAAGGCCACCGUGUCAUGGCGGAGCUGGCUUCGCUGUGGCACGUUUGGCAGCAGCUUCCGGUGAAACGUAGCAGUCAUUGCGGCCAUCGUCAAGAUGUCAGUUGCUGCUUUGCCAAAUGGAAAUGGGGAAACAUAAUUAAGAUACAUAACAUGUUAGUUUCCGUAAGGUAUAUAACAUCAGAAAUACCCUCCAAUCACCGCGAGACGAGCGACCAGUGACGGUGUGAGGAGCCGUGGGAGAAAGUGGUGUUUAGAGUUGACGGCAGGCCACGUCAGGGUGUGCUUUCAGUUGGGCAGGUGGAUGUGAUAUGUUGGUUUUCGCUGUCCAUCAAUAGUAAUAUCUUGUUACAGUUAUCCAAUUUGAUAGUUAUGGAUAUGAUCAUUUCUUAAAUGUAUUAGUCUCAGCUAUGAUGUAUUAUAAUAAGCGUGCUGUAUAAUACGUAACGUCAGUUAAGCCAGGUCAAGGUCACCGCAACAGCUUGUACAUAUUUAAAGUGUAUGUAAAUAGUGUAUAUAUUUAAUACUUCGUUUCAGGUCGCAAAUGUUAAUAACGCACAUCGCCAUUACUGGUUGACGGUCAGUGUACACAUCGGUUCUAUGGGUAGGAUACAAGUUUGAUAAAGUGGAAUUGUUUAUAAAUACGUCAAUAUAUAUACAUAUCGAUUACUAAUAGGGCCGCUUUCAGUAAAGACGAGCACAAUGUCUAUUCAAAGAUGAUAAGGGGCGGUUGGGUAACCUAGUGGUAAAAGCGUUCGCUCGUCACGCCGAAGACCCAGGUUCGAUUCCCGACAUGGGUACAAUGGUGUCCCCCGCCGUGAUAUUGCUGGAAUAUUGCUAGAAGCGGCGAGAAACCAUACUUACUCACUCACUCAAAUAUAAUAAUUUUACCUAAGUCGUAUCUUUACGUGUAAUUGAGCAGUCUAAAAUGAAUAAAAUGUCUUGAAUAUUUCUAUUGCAUGUAUUAUGCUGAUGUAAUACUUUCAUCAACAGAACCAUAAUUUUCGUCACGAGUGAAGUAUUUCUAAAUAUAUUUUGCAAUAUAUACCGUAAUAUUGAUGUAACAUAUUAUUUUAGUACCAAAUAAACUAUAUUUUGAUAUUAAUAUUAAAUGAAUAUAUAAUAAUUUGUCAAAUGGUUCAACUAUUUUAUUUUCAGUGUGUUUACCGUGCGUGUUUCAUAAAUACCACUGUAUAUAGCUUGUACGUGCGUCCUGUCCGUUAAGGGGACACACGCCGGCAAAUCAGUAAACACGUGUCUGAGUGAGACGUUCCUUAAUGGUCAUUUUAGCUGUGUCAGCAAUUUGUUGAACUCAUGUAAAUAAGUUUGUUGAUGAUAAUAUUGAUUAUAUUGAUGAUAAUAUAUACCUCGUUGUUACUUUUCUGGUUGUAAAUAUAUAGUUCAGGCUAGAAUCUUUCUGUUAUCUUCGUAUUGCAAAUAAAUUGCGUAAUUCCUUGA